AUGCCUCUUGGGCCUCCAUCGUCCGCGCUCAACAUCCAGGGCCCCUCAACGGGCGAUGCCCUUCAGAACGCGCCACGCGCACCGACGCAUAUUACGAUCCACCCCGUAGCGCUCUUCUCUAUCCUCGACCACUACCUACGGCGCACGGACUCCCAACCACGGGUCAUUGGCACCCUCCUAGGCACGCGCCACGAGAAUGAAGUCGAAGUUCGGUCGUCCUUCGCCGUCCUCCACAGCGAGACGGACGAACAAGUCGCCGUAGAUAUGGACUACCAUCGGACGAUGUACGAAUUGCACCACAAGGUGCACCCAAAGGAGGUUAUCGUCGGCUGGUACUCGACGGGAUCAAACCUCAACACCUACUCUGCUCUCAUCCAAAAUUUCUACUCGCAAGAAACAGUCAAUCAUCCCGCUAUCCAUGUUUCUGUCAAUACGGGUGUUGAGGAAGGCCAGGAAGCUGGCGUAAAGGCUUAUAUCAGUUCACCUGUCGGAACAGUUCCAAAACCAGAAAACUGUGUAUUCAUUCCCGUUCCAGUGGAACUGCGUUUCCACGAUGCGGAAAGAAGUGGACUCGACCUCCUUCUGUCCACCGGAAACUCGCCAACAUCAACCUCCUCUCAACCAGUAGCUGAUCUCGAGAUUAUUGAGCGAUCGAUUCUGGCAGUCUCUGAUAUGCUGGAUCGGGUGCUGGCUUAUGUCCGGGAUGUUCUCUCGGGACAGAGGAAAGGCGACCCGGCAGUUGGUCGGUAUCUCAUGGACACCUUGGGUGCAAGCACCGACGACUUAGAAAAGGGUGGUUUCAAUGCAGCGCUGCAGGAUACAUUGAUGAUUUCGUAUCUUGCUAAUCUUGUACGGGCGCAAGCGGAGGUUUCCUCACGGCUCGCUCUCACAGCAGCGGCUUAG
Messenger RNA from Cyclocybe aegerita, 903 nucleotides. The record is from the annotation of a GenBank genome assembly. Lineage: Eukaryota; Fungi; Basidiomycota; Agaricomycetes; Agaricales; Hemipholiotaceae.